This is a messenger RNA of Bufo gargarizans (Asiatic toad), 1366 nucleotides long. Its product is annotated as sialic acid-binding Ig-like lectin 5. The transcript is spliced from 6 exons. The record is from RefSeq and is a predicted model, not a curated record. Lineage: Eukaryota; Metazoa; Chordata; Amphibia; Anura; Bufonidae. Bases 46 to 738 code for a protein of 230 amino acids.
UUUAGGAGUCCAAUCUGUAAACCAAGCGUUCAUUUCAAUAUCACGAUGAAGGAAAUCAUGUUGAUCUAUCUUGUGGUUAUCCAUUCUCUCUUCUGGGAAGGUAUCAAUUGUCAGGAGACCCUUGGCUCCUCCAUUCAUGUUAAUGGCAGUGUCCGUGUGCAGGAGGGGCACUGUGUCUUCAUUCCUUGUACAUUUAGUGCCCAAAGGUCCUUACUAUUUUCUGUUGGAUACUGGCUCAUAGGCUCUAAAUCCUCACAAAGUUAUGCUGCCACUAAUGAUCGGUACGCAACUGUGCAAAAGUCAAAUUUCCACUUGGUAGGAAAUCCAGAAAAUGGAGACUGCUCGCUGUUAAUAACUGAUGCCAGGAUAGAAGAUGAAGGGGUCUAUUACUUUCAGUUUAAUAGAAAUAAAUAUACCAGUAUAUCUAAAGUAGUAACAUUUCCAGAGGAAGUGAAAGUUGUGGUGACUGCUUCUAGGACUGUAGCAUCCAGGACUGUGACUUCACGCAUCAUUGUGUGGACAGUUUUCAGUAACUUCGCCACCCUGGUCCUGACAGUUGUAGGAUUGCAUCGCUACCUUAAGAAAAACAUGGAGAACAGCCAGUCUGGAAAUGGACAUCCCCACGGAGCCCCGGUAGCACAAUCCAGUUAUGAGGAACUAACAGAACAGACGGACGAAGCAUACGAAAUCAUGAAAACACCGCUGUGUGGAAAACUAUCAAGUUGUAAAUGCUUUUAAAUCAUUUAAAGCAAUCUGGGAUGAAAUAAUGGUUUUGGAUCCAGUAGGGCAGCUUAUUUCUAAAUUUGGCUUACUUUGUAUUUUAAAACAUUUAAGAUUAAUCUUAUAAAUUUAGUGAAUUGUUUGAGUUGAACACUUAAAUUUAAUUGACAAAAGACGACAAAUCUUGUUUAAGUUCAUCCUUUAAGAUCAAUUAAAUAUCAUUAAUUGUUAGAUUAAUUCUAAAGAUUAAUGUUAUUUGCUAAUUAGAUAAGUAUUUGGCAGUGCAGUAUCUUCUUCAAUGGAAGCAGACCACGAGACUGAUAAGGGGCCCGAGGUUCAGGUGAAGUCACUAAGAUGUAACUUUUAAGUUUGGUUAUGGAGGAGCGCAAGGUCUCGAACAUCCACCAGCUCCGUAAUGUAGUCAUGGAGGAGUGGAAGAGGCCAGUGGCCACCUGUGAAUCCCUAGUGAACUCUAUGCCCAAGAGAGUUAAAGGGGUUUUCCCAUCUUGCAAAUUCAUACUCACCUGCAGACAGAUGCGCUGUUCACUUCCUGGUUUCCUGCUCCUAAGGCCUCAUGCACACGGCCGUUGUUGUGGCCCGCAUACGAGCCGCAUUUUUUGCAGCUCGGGUGCGGACCCAUUCACUU